GCAACUGAAGAACAGUAUCGAUGUUUUGAGUUUCCUCGCCGGUACUCAGUGAGUCGUGAGCAUAGGCGCGUGCUCACCACGGUUUGCUGGUCGUGGGAAGAACUCCGUUUUGACACGAUCGCUCGCCUUUGCAAGGUUUCCAGAGUUUCAUUAGGGUUUUUUAAAGGCUCAUCGAAUAUAAUAGAGUCUUUUGUGCGUCCAGCGCAAACAGCAUCCGUCCUGUCGCCUCCGCAUUCAACAGAUCAUUGCAGAGAGAUACAGUCGUAGCAAUAAAUAGCUAGCAAGAUAGUCGUAGCUGCUACAAGCACAAAAAUGGAGGAACCACUGGAUCUAAUCCGUUUGUCAAUAUCUGAGGUUGUCUUUGUCAAGUGCAGAGGAGAUCGAGAGCUCCGUGGAAAACUACAUGCCUAUGAUCAGCACCUGAAUUUGAUUUUGGGGGAUGUGGAAGAGACUGUGACAAGUACAGAGAUUGAUGAAGAAACUGACGAAGAAAUUGUCAAGAAACAAACGAGAAAAGUCAAAAUGCUCUUUGUCAGGGGGGAUAUUGUGGUUCUGGUCUCUCCACCCUUGAGGACUGGGUAGGAUGGCUAGCUAGCUACUAGGCCCAGCUAGCUGACAAUAACAAGGAAGCAACGGAUGUCAUUGCAUGAGCGGCUCUGGAAUUUCACGUCUUGAGGACUGCCAUGAGGAUCUGUCGCCUUUUUUUGCAAAAACCCCGUGGGCUUAACGGCAGUUGACAACCCAUAAAGCGUAGCCUUCUUCCUUUCUGUCUAGCAAUAGUGUUGCCCCUUCCCACUUAAUUCAGUUUCUAGCCAGCUAGUAGGCUGGACGGCAAUUGAUACCGAUCGGUACGAUGCUGUCACUUCACU
Seminavis robusta is the source of this 869-nucleotide messenger RNA. NCBI's taxonomy places the organism in Eukaryota, Bacillariophyta, Bacillariophyceae, Naviculales, Naviculaceae. The record is from the annotation of a GenBank genome assembly.